Liolophura sinensis is the source of this 1786-nucleotide messenger RNA. Its product is annotated as THO complex subunit 3-like. Gene Ontology annotation, molecular function: protein binding. Bases 1 to 966 code for a protein of 321 amino acids. Gene Ontology annotation, biological process: mRNA export from nucleus. Lineage: Eukaryota; Metazoa; Mollusca; Polyplacophora; Chitonida; Chitonidae. The record is from RefSeq and is a predicted model, not a curated record. Gene Ontology annotation, cellular component: THO complex part of transcription export complex. The transcript has 6 exons.
AUGGCGACUUACGGGGAAAGCAUGAAAUCUUAUUUUGCGAGUAACGGUCGAACCAGAGAACUGCAGGGUCAUUCUUCUAAAGUACAUUCCGUGGCUUGGAGCUGUGAUGGCCGGAAACUCGCCUCAGGCUCCUUUGACAAAACAGUUAUCAUAUUUGUGCAAGACAAAGACAGAUAUGUGAAAGACCUGACCUUCCGUGGCCAUGGGGACAGCGUGGACCAGCUGUGCUGGCAUCCCACUCAUCCAGAUCUGUUAGCCACAGCCAGUGGGGACAAGACAGUUAGGAUCUGGGACGCUCGCUCGAAUCGCUCUGUCUCUACCAUCAACACCAAAGGAGAAAACAUCAACAUCUGUUGGUCACCAGAUGGCAGCACUAUUGCUGUGGGCAACAAAGAUGACCUUGUCACAUUCAUCGACACUAAAUCACAUCGAUCAAAAGGUGAUGAACAGUUCAAGUUUGAAGUGAACGAGAUUUCGUGGAACAACGAAGGGGAUUUGUUUUUUCUGACCAGUGGUCAAGGCACCAUCCAUAUACUAAGCUAUCCAGACCUCAAGUUACAAGCCGUCCUCAAUGCUCAUCCAGCCAACUGUAUAUGUAUAGAGUUUGAUCCCACGGGGCGCUACUUUGCGACAGGAAGUGCUGAUGCCCUUGUCAGUCUGUGGGAUGUGUCAGAAUUGAUUUGUGUGCGGACUUUUUCCAGGUUAGAAUGGCCUGUUCGGACUCUCAGCUUCAGUCAUGAUGGCAAGAUGCUGGCCUCUGCCUCUGAGGAUCUGGUGAUAGACAUAGCUGAAGUAGAGACUGGUGAGAAAAUAGCUGAAGUGCCGUGUGAGUCCCCCACAUUCACCGUGGCUUGGCACCCCAAGCAGCACCUGCUAGCCUUUGCAUGUGAUGAUAAACAGAGAGACAGAGACCGAGAUCGUGAUGCAGGAACCGUGAAGAUAUUUGGACUUCCUUCUGAUCCUUGAUCAGUGAAGAAAACUGGAGCAGGAAAUCAGGAUGUGCCUGGUAACGUCUGGAAUGAUGUAGAAAACGUACAGAAAAGGAAGCAGUACCUCUUGGCAGGAAAGGCAAAAAGACUGUUUGCAUAAGCUUAACAGGGAACUGGUUAAGCAAGACUAGUAACUCUAAAGAAUGUAGCUUUCAAAACUACAGUUUUAUUGUCUUGGUCGAACAGAGACUGACAGAUUAUUUUAUUGGCCAUGUUAAGAAGUCCAUCAUCUGGUUUGCAUGGAAGAGAUUCUAUAUCAUGUCUUGUUGGCAUAUGCAAGUGAGAUUUAGCACAAUAUUUUUAUUUGAGAUGCUAAUCUGUCAGAUCUAAACAGUGGUUAACUGUGAGCGUAGAGUUUCACAACAUUGAAUUGAUAAUGAAAGGUGUAUAACAUUUAGUUUAAACGAGAUGUGUCUAAAUGAAAUGUAACUCAAUAAUGAUCCAGUUACAUUCCAUGUCUUUAUCUCGGUGUGUGCACGUUAUGAAAAAUAAAGCAGAAUGGUUUGUUCAUUGUACUGAGGGAAAGCAAGAAUGUUGUGAUGGCUGCAGACUGAUGUAGAGCAAACCUUCAUAAGCGCAAGACUAAUACUGAGCAAUUAUGUCACUGAUAUACCAUUUGUAAAGCCUUUUUAUAUUCCAUCGACUGAAAUGGGACUGCCUUUUCAUGUUCGUCUGUAAAUGCAUUGGUCUUGAAAGGUGAACCAUUGUCAUGCAUUCAUAUGUAAAUACCUCAUCAAGAUCAAAUACAUGUACACAUGUAUAUAAUCUGUAAAUAUUUCAGGUUUCUGUUAAAUUAC